Molecule: messenger RNA, 2334 nt
Organism: Lytechinus variegatus (green sea urchin)
Lineage: Eukaryota; Metazoa; Echinodermata; Echinoidea; Temnopleuroida; Toxopneustidae
Product: thioredoxin domain-containing protein 5-like
Exons: 9
Coding region: 56-1258 (400 amino acids)
Biological process (GO): protein folding
Cellular component (GO): endoplasmic reticulum
Molecular function (GO): protein disulfide isomerase activity
Source: RefSeq, a predicted model, not a curated record
ACAAAAGUGGAUUUGUGUCUUUGUGAGCGGUACGGUGUGAGCUGACGAUAAGAUCAUGAAGUAUUUUUCUAUCAUUGUUUUGGUCACAAUUGGCCUGAAUUUGGUUCAUGGAGAAGAGGAGGGGUCGUCUUCCGAGCGUAACUAUGACACCUCUACGUUUAAAGAAGAAAUAGGCAAAAAGGAUCAUUUUGUCAAGUUUUUUGCCCCGUGGUGUGGGCAUUGCAGGAAGUUAGCUCCAGUCUGGACUCAACUGAGUGAAAAAUACAACACUGCUGAAGACAGCAUUGUAACUAUUGCUAAGGUUGACUGCACAGUCGAGACUUCUCUCUGCUCUGACCAUGGUGUUACUGGAUACCCCACUCUCAAGCUUUACAAGAAAGACAAAGAACCAUUGAAGUAUAAGGGAAAGAGAGAUCUCGCCACAUUGGAGAAAUACAUAGAGGAUGAGCUAAACCCACAGGAACCUGGUGUUCCACAGCCUCCUGAAGCCAAGAAUGGCCUCUAUGAACUCACAGUAGCUACCUUCAAGGAUCAUGUCAGCAAAGGACAUCACUUUAUCAAGUUUUACGCCCCUUGGUGCGGCCACUGCAAGCGACUUGCCCCAACAUGGGAACAACUUGCCCAAGGAUUCCAGCAUAGCGACUUUGUCAAGAUUGCAAAGGUUGAUUGUACAGCACACAGAUCAGUAUGUGAACAGUAUGGUAUCAAGGGUUAUCCAACUCUCAAGUUCUUUAAGGAUGGAGAGGCAGUUGAUUCUUAUAAUGGUGGUCGUGACCAUGUAGCCUUGAAGGAGUAUGUGAGUAAGAUGACCAAGACCCCGAAUCAAGAACGUACAGCACCUCUUCCUGGCUCUGAGGAUGCCAUCAAACCAGUACCUGUCAAAGAGCAACCUCCAGAAGAACAGCGGGCUGUUGAAUCUAAGGUGGCAGUUUUGUCAACAAACAAUUUCCUAACCCAGACAGCAAAAGGAACAUCUUUUGUAAAGUUUUAUGCCCCAUGGUGUCCACACUGCGAGAAGCUAUCACCAAUAUGGGAUCAACUAGCUGAGAAGUUUGACAGCAGAAAAGACGUUACUAUUGCAAAGGUGGAUUGUACAAAGGAGACGGAAAAACCUCUUUGUCAGAAACAUGAUAUCCGAGGAUACCCGACACUUCUUUUAUUCAAAGAUGGUGAAUUUGUUGAGAAACAUUCCGGCACCAGGACCCUAGAUGCACUAGAAAAUUACGUCAGAACCAAACUGCCUAAAGAAGAGCUCUAGGAAAAUUAUCAGGUCCCGGGGUCUGUUUCAUAAAGACUUACAACUAUAUUAACUUUGCAAUUAUGACAAUAACCUUGAUUGUGAUUGGCUGCUGAGCCCUGUUACCAUGGUAGUUGUCAUAGUGGACAAGUUACCAUAUAUUUAAGUCCUUAGAUGAAAUAGGCCUCAGAUCUCUCUGGGUUUUUUUUUAAGUUAACAAUAUUCUAAAGCACUUGGAGAUGAAGUGUCACAAGUGUUUUUGAAUUCAAAUUUAUCACUUAUAUCGUAGUUAUCAUAUUUUUUUUACAGAAUGUCUCCUAAAAUAAACUAAACUCAACAAAAAUUCAGGUCAGGUCCAGUUGGCGUUAGACACACAAAAAAUUAAGUAAAUAAUGGUGCCUUGAUUUCCGACUACUUUUUUGCUGAUGCAGACAUUAAAGGAAGCUGGAGAGAAUUUCACUGAUUUUCCCAUAGGUGCAAUUUCCCCGUCUCAAAUAAUCUUGAACUUGGACGAAUUUAUGCCAACAGUAUUAAAGUUAAAUUUAUUUUUCAUUCAAAUACCAUUAAAUUGAAUGUCAAUUUAUUUGGCAGCAUUAAUAUUCAAAAUAUAAACAGAAUCAUUUACAAUCAAAAGGAUGUACAUAAUAGUGAGUCACCACCACUUAAAAAAAGUAAUUUAUUCUAAUGGAUGAGGCUGUACGGAAACACACUAAGAUAUAUAAUAACAAUGAAAAGGAAUGAACAUACACAGUAAGAAAUAUACAAAAGACUGGAAACUCCAUAUGAUGAGGAAUUCCCAAACCAGAACAUUGAUUUUGCAUUUGUCUUGUAAAGAUAUAGCGUGCAAGUUUAUAAAAGAAUUUGGGCUUUUUUCUAAUUCGCCUAACAAAAUAAUAAAGAAUUCGUUAUCAUCAUAUCAAGUACAAUAUUAUGGAAGUGUCAAAGAUAGAUUAUGUUCGCCUUUAGUUACUCUCACUAGUUUUGUUUGAUUUGAAGACUGAUAUUGCUCUUCCUGUGAAGGGAGCCCUCUAUCCUCAGUGCCUUAUAAGCUACUGUAAGGCUGAUUUUUUUGUUGUACCUCGUUUAUGAAUAAUGUU